Chlamydomonas reinhardtii is the source of this 3052-nucleotide messenger RNA. RefSeq lists its product as uncharacterized. The coding region runs from base 224 to 1417 and encodes 397 amino acids. Gene Ontology annotation, cellular component: membrane. The record is from RefSeq and is a predicted model, not a curated record. NCBI's taxonomy places the organism in Eukaryota, Viridiplantae, Chlorophyta, Chlorophyceae, Chlamydomonadales, Chlamydomonadaceae. The transcript is spliced from 8 exons. Gene Ontology annotation, molecular function: signaling receptor activity.
GUAGCAGAGCGUGUCCACGCAAGCCAACAAAAGCUUCGGCUUCCUCGCCCUUCCAACCCGCGUUGCCCAUCUCGCGAGCUUCGCCUUCUAUUCUUGGCGUUUCCACUUAGCUCACAUCCACAGCGCCCAAAGUAACAUACUAACCAUUGGUUGUAUACCUGGCUUAUAUGCAGGCAGUUUAGUCCACGGCCUGGGAACUUCAUCCAUUCGCCGUCUCAGGAAAAUGGUGGAGACGACGCUCCCCGAGUCUGCACAUCUUGAUAAAGCAACAUGUGUCAAUGCUUUUGAGCGUGCCAGCAGCGGAAAGGCGGCCAGCGCCUCGGCAAGAAUUACAGUCGACCGCUUGCGCACACGCGCGGCUGCGAGCGCGCUAUCCUCAGCAACAGCUGAUAGCUCGAGGACUACAAGCAGCACAGCCCUGUCUGGUCUUGAGUUGGAAUGUGAGACCUCAAAGGCGAAGGCCGCGAAGCCGCUGGUGACCGGCCUGAGAGCCGAGGAGGUGGAGGCCUGGCAGCGCUUUCCAUUUCUCAGGCACGGGUAUCGGCGAGGUGGAAGCUACUGGGAGUGCCUGAUGAGCCUUUUCACGCUGCACAAUGAAACGGUUAAUGCGUGGACGACGUUCCUGUCCAUUCUGAUGGGCCUGCUGCUCUUUGCCUCGACCGCCAGCAGCCUGAGCUGCAGCUGGUUGGACUUCUCGCCUUUCUUCGCGGCGUGGAUCGGCCAGACGCUGCACGGGCCGCUGUCGUGCGGCUACCAUACGUUCAUGUGCAUGUCUCCCGUUGUGGCCAACCGCUGGCGCAAGCUGGACCUCACCUUCAUCCUGGUGCUCAACACCUGUGCCACCUACGCCCUGUCCUACUUCACCUUUGGGCUGUGGUUGUCACUGGCAUGGACGGCAGUGGUGGCGGUGGCGGCGGGCAUGGGCAUCAGUAGUGUGCAGGCGCUGCAGCCCAAGCAGCAGCUGGACCGGCGGCGCAUCAUCGGCAUGAUCGGCCUCACCAGCCUGGGCUACUACCUGCCCGUCACGGCGCGGGGGCUGCUGGCGCUGGCGCUGCAGCGCAAGGUGUGGCCCGAGCUGGGCAUUGCGGCGGUGAUGCUGGGCUGCCACUUCCUGGGGGCGUUGGUGUACGCCACCCACUGGCCGCAGCGCUUCUUCCCGGGCGUCUUCGAUCUGGCGGGCUUCUCGCACAACCUGAUGCACAUUCUGUGCUUCACGGUCUACAACUGCGCCUACCCCUACCUCUCCUACCUCUACAGUCAGCGCGCCGACUGGUGGGCCCUCGUGGCGGAGCUCAGCGGUCAGGCCUCGGCAGCGCCUGGAGCAGCGGGCGGCGCCGCAGCAGGCAUGGACAUGGCCCGCAUGGGCAUGGGGCUGGGCAUGGGCGGGGCCGCGCUGGGCUCGGCUGCUGCGUACUGAGGUGCGUGCGGCGCGCAGGAGCUCUGCAGUGGCGGCGGUCGGGCUAAGGUGUUUCAUUAGUGGGCCGCAUUCGUUGCCGGCGGCUCAGCAUUGUAAUAGUUGCUAUCGUUUUAUGGCGGCGUCACGGUGUGCAGCUGCCACGGGCUCGCGGCGGCGCUGGGCUGGCCAGGCGGCGCCCGAGCUACACGGCUGUGCGUGGCCGGUGAAUAAAGAAUGUCGCUUGCAAUUAUGGGGUUGUUUCCUCGAGCAAAUGUCGCUUGCACCGAUGGGGGACGCGGUGGCGGCGUGACAUGCGAGCCUUGGGGGAUAGAUGGGGAGCGACGCGCCGCGACGCUAAACUUUGAUUCAUUGUUGCGGGCAGGGGGUGGGCAAUCCCGCGCCGCUGCCUGAGUGUAUUAGUACUGCGGCUGAACAGAGUGGGCGUCUGCGCAUGGUGGGCACGGAGCCAACGCAGCUGCGGCCCCCGGCAUUCGGGGGGCAUGCUGGCGUGGGUUCGCUCGUCGCACAGAAAAGAUACAACGAUGUCUAGCGCCUGGCGUUGCCGGGAACACGCAACGUUACUGCUGGAUUUGUGGGCUCGAGAGUUCGCUUAAUUAUGGGCACGCAGGCACGAUCCAGAGAGUAGAUAGGAGCUCGAGUGGGCGCGGCGGUGAAGACCGCUGCUGCUCCGUCGGUGUGUGCACGGGCCCUGGUUGCCCGCCCCUUGACUGACUGAUGGAGUUCCAGGUGGGCUUAUUGAUGUGACGAGGCGCGCAGCAGGAUGUCUAUGAGUGCCAUGCGCGGUAUGAAGAUUGCAACAAACAAUUACUGGAUAUGACAAGCGAAAGGACUGGACCGUGGUGGGACCUGAGCUAUGAUCAAGUUGGGUGGUGGAUGCUUUGGCGAGAGCUGAGGGAUGGCAGCGCAAGCACGCUGCCCUUCAGAAUAGUUACUUGUGAUGCCGAGCUGUGGCCAGCCCUUACUUGCAACGGCGGGAGGUUGGCACUGCUGCUGAUAGAGCUGUGAGUGUGGGAGGGACGUCGACUCGUGACUUGCCGUAUUACGUCAACAGAGGGGAGAGGUGCCGGACGCGGUGCCGUGGCGAGAUCCAACGCGCGGGAAGCAUGGCGUAUUCAUGACGAUCCGUGCAUGGUCUGUGUCAAUCUAGGCCUUGCCGGAUGCUAUUUGCUGGCGGAUGCCGCGAAACGUUGAGACGUGAGCGCCGGGAACAACAACCGUGCGUGGUCGAGGGGAGCGAGCCUGUCUACACGAGGCAAGAAUUGUGGAUGCGACUAGCAUAAGGGAACCAAUGGUACUGCGCUUUUAAUGACUCGUAGCAUGUUGGGUUGAGUGAGAAUAUGAGAGGGCGUCACACAGCGUUUGCGGUGAUGUUCCUUGAGGACCUGAGCAGCGUGCCUGGCCGUGAGGGGCUAGGCUUGGCAAUAGGGGUACUCUCGUCUUCACGGGUAUCAUGCCCGCCCUGAUGCCCGCCAGGACAUGAUCGUGCCCGGCUUUGCGACCGCGCUCUGCAGGGUGGCUAUCGCAUUCGUGGCCAGGGUAGCUGUAGCGGAAUUCAAAGCGCAGGGGCAGGUCGGGUCAGCAUCCUUGUCAGAGGUCCUGCGUUGCGAGGAAACGGGCCCCCAAUGUCUUGACUCA